This is a messenger RNA of Cinclus cinclus, 1833 nucleotides long. It is a transcript of the gene TULP3, whose product is annotated as TUB like protein 3. The record is from RefSeq and is a predicted model, not a curated record. The transcript has 11 exons. Lineage: Eukaryota; Metazoa; Chordata; Aves; Passeriformes; Cinclidae. Gene Ontology annotation, biological process: protein localization to cilium. Gene Ontology annotation, cellular component: cilium. The annotation marks the transcript as partial.
AUUAUCAUACAAAAGGAAAUGGGAAACCUAUAUGGAACACAACUUGGAACAAAAAGCAUCUUUGAGGAUGAAAGCAUGAAACUGCGACAGCUGAAACUUCAGAAUCAGAGAGCACUUCUAGAGAAGAAGCAGAGGAAGAAACGUCUGGAUCCGUUGAUGGUACAGCCAAAUCCUGAGGCCAAGCUGCGCAGAUCCAAGCCCAAAGGGUGUGAGGAGCAGGCUCCUUUAGUAGAAACUCCUACUCCUGUCCACAGUGAUGUUGUUUUACAUGGCAUUGACGGACCAGCUGCUUUCCUGAAAUCAGAAGUGCAGGAUUUGGGGACCAAGCUCCAAACUCUGUCUGUUGGAUCUACCAAGCCAGAAGACAGUGCAGAUAAGGAAAUUAAUGGAGAGGCUGUGACAGACACAGCAAGCAAGCCAGAUCUGCAAGAAAUAUUACAGAAACGAGGAAUUUCAGGCAGUUUGAAUUUUGAUGAGGAGGACACAGAAGAGGAGGAAGCUAGUAAGAGACCAGUGUCUCAUUCAUCAUGUCCUGAAUCUGAGAGGCCUAGUUCUGCAUCCAGUGAGAAGUCUUUUGCAGAAACAGGUGCUUCCUGUAGUCCAUCCCCUCAGGCAGAUGCACAGCUGGGAGAAGUAGAGAACUUGGAGGAUUUUGCAUUGCGCCCUGCACCCCGUGGAAUUAGUAUCAAGUGUCGAAUCACUAGAGAUAAAAAGGGGAUGGACCGGGGGCUCUUCCCUACUUACUACAUGCAUCUGGAAAGGGAUGACAACAAAAAGACAUUCCUUCUUGCAGGGAGAAAAAGAAAGAAGAGCAAAACAUCCAAUUACCUCAUAUCAGUUGACCCAACUGAUUUAUCUCGGAAAGGAGAAAGUUUCAUUGGAAAACUCAGGUCAAACCUCAUGGGAACCAAAUUUACAGUCUAUGACCAUGGUGUUAACCCAGUCAAGGCACAAAGUCUAGUGGAAAAGGCUCAUACAAGACAGGAGCUCGCAGCUAUUUGUUAUGAAACUAAUAUCUUAGGAUUUAAGGGUCCCAGAAAAAUGUCUGUGAUCAUUCCAGGAAUGAACAUGAAUCAUAAGCGAAUUCCAAUCCGUCCACGAAAUGAGCAUGAGGGUCUGCUGUCAAAAUGGCAAAACAAAAAUUUAGAGAACCUCAUUGAGUUGCACAACAAGGCUCCAGUCUGGAAUGAUGAUACUCAAUCCUAUGUUUUGAACUUCCAUGGGAGAGUCACUCAGGCCUCAGUAAAGAACUUCCAGAUUGUCCAUGACAAUGACCCUGACUACAUAGUGAUGCAGUUUGGUCGUGUAGCAGAAGAUGUGUUCACUCUGGACUAUAAUUACCCUCUCUGUGCUCUUCAGGCUUUUGCUAUUGGACUCUCCAGCUUUGAUAGUAAAUUGGUCUGUGAAUGAGGGACAGCAGACUUGAAAUUUGCAACUCACUCCCACCCCUACAUUUUGAAGAGUUCCAGGUGUAGCAAUGAAGAGCAUAUUGGAAGGGAAAUGGAGGACAGACUUCUGCAGGCUUAUUAGAAAACCUAUGCCAGCCUUCAGAGCAUUGUGGGAGUUGACAGCAGACCACCUUGGGAACAGCCCCUGUAUGGAUUGUGGAAGAACAAGAAAUCUAUGUGAUGUUUCUGUCAUUGGUGUUGAUUCUGCUUUUAGAAUCCUUGUUUACAGAUGCUGCAUGAGAGCGGGAUAAGCCCACUUACUGGAACUCCUUGCAGCUAGGAUUAGAAAAAUAAUGGCUAAAUGUUCAUUUACCUUGAAGCUUCCACAAAGCCUGGGAGGUGAUGCUACUCAAGAGUUCCUAAUUAGAUGAAUUCAGAAAAAAAA